AUGUCAUACAAGAUCGCCUCCGACGCAGCCCUCUCCCCGCCCAACGGCCCCGCCAUGGUGGCCUUUAUGGAACAGUUCUACGCCACCAGCGACACAGAGUCGCAGCACGAGCAGUACCUCGCCAAUUUCACCCCCGAUGCAACCCUGAUCAUGGGGCCCAAGUCCGCGACCGGCUCGGAGGAAAUCCUAGCCCUCCGUCAUGGCCUCUGGACGCACGUCGCAGCGCGCGCCCACUUCCCCGCCCGCAUCUACUUUGGCGGGAAGAACGAGCUCAUGCUCUAUGGCACCGUCAAGUACCGGCUCAGGGCGGAUCCAAGCAACGAGGUCGAGCGCGCUCCCUUGCUUGGUUGUUUCCGUGGCUGA
Messenger RNA from Aspergillus terreus NIH2624, 363 nucleotides. RefSeq lists its product as uncharacterized. Lineage: Eukaryota; Fungi; Ascomycota; Eurotiomycetes; Eurotiales; Aspergillaceae. The record is from RefSeq and is a predicted model, not a curated record. The transcript has 3 exons. The coding region runs from base 1 to 363 and encodes 120 amino acids.